AUGUCGGCGUCGGCUUUGGCAAUCGACAUGUCCUCCUCGGCCUUGGUCCGGGGGAAACCACUGACGGUUCAACUAGCGAUCCAAACCAGACGCGUUGCCGCCAUGCCAUGGUCCGUCCCCACGCACCGCUCCCUCCACCCUCCCUCCCUCCCUCCUCCCUCCUCCUCCCCCUCCCCCUCCCCCACCCCCUCGUCAGUAAAAUUAGAAUUAACAAAUGAUCCGGAUCCGGACCCGGACCUCCCCCACGCCAUCGCCCGUUUCAUCAAUUCCCAUGGGCCCCUCGACUCCGCCCUCUCCGGCCUCAUCACCCGCCUCACCCCCUCCACCCUCCUCCGCGUUCUCGGCCUCGUCCGCACCCCCGCCGCCCUCCGCCUAUUCCGCUGGGCCCAAUCCCUCCUCCCCUCCCUUCUCUCCGACCGCCGCCCCGCCGCCAAGACCCUCCACCUCCUCCUCCGCUGCCGCGACCCACGUCCCGCCCUCCACUUCGCCCUCUCCCUUCCUCCCUCCUCUCUCCCGGACCACUCUCUCAACGCCCUUCUCCGCUCCCUCGCCCGCGCCGGCCGCCUCCGCUCCGCCAUCUCCGUCUUCCGCCUCCUCCCCUCCCCCUCCGUGUUCUCUUUCAACUCCCUGCUGGCCGCCCUCCUCCACCGCAGCCGUACACGCGCCGCCAGUUCCCUGUUCGACGAAAUGCUCCGCCGCGCCCCCGCCAUUCGCCCCGACGCCUGUACCUUCAAUACCCUCAUCCGCGGCCUCUGCCUGAACUCCAUGCCCGCCAAGGCCUUCCACCUCUUCCGCGAGAUGCCCCGCCACGGCUGCCAGCCCGACCUCGUCACCUACAACACCCUCCUCGAUGGCCUUUGCCGCGCUGGCGAGCUUCGCGCCGCCCGCGGCCUCCUCGACGCCAUGCGGACCAAAAGCUCCUAUCUUGCGCCCAAUGUCGUCUCCUACACCACCCUGAUCCGCGGGUACUGCGGCAGCCUGCUACCGGCCGAGGCCGUGGGCGUCUUCGAGGAGAUGGUAUCGGUUGGAGUCAAGCCCAACCGGAUCACCUACAACACCCUCAUCCAAGGGCUCUGUGAGGCUAAAAGGAUGGAUUUGGUGAAGGAAAUCUUGGAACAGGGCAAUGGUGGCAAUAGCGAUUCCACUUUUAGGCCCGAUACUUGCACGUUUAACACAUUGAUAGCCGCACACUGUAAGAUGAGCCGCGUGGGUGAUGCGUUGAAGAUGUUUGAUAGAAUGCCGGAACUGAAGGUGAAGGCUGAUUCGGCCACAUACAGCACGUUGAUACGGGGCCUCUGUCAAAGUGGUGAGUUUGGGAGAGCUGAGGAGCUCGUCGAUGAGUUAUUGAAGAAGGAGGUGUUGCGGCGGAGAGGUGGUUGUGUUCCUCUGAUGGCGGCUUAUAACCCGAUGUUCGAGUGUUUGUGUAUUAAUGGCAAAGCCAAGAAGGCGAGGAGGCUGUUUCAGCAGCUGUUGGAUAGGAGGGCCACGGUGGAUGUUGGAGCAUUCAAGACUCUGAUCUCCGGGCACUGCAGGGAGGGGGCCUUUAAAGCAGGGUAUGAGCUGCUGGUCUCAAUGGUAAAGAGGGACCUUGUGCCAGAUGAGGAGACCUAUGAGGCUUUGCUUGUGGGAUUUUUGGGGAAGGGGAAGAUGGACUAUGCUUUCAAGACUCUGGAGGGGAUGUUGGACAGUGGACAUCGACCGAGCACAGCUACCUUCCAUGCAGUACUUGCUGGGCUUUUGAAACAAGAUGAAUGUGCUAAAGAAGCUGGUAAGUUGGUUGCUGUGAUGGUUGAUAGGAAGAUUCGUCAAAGCAUCGAUCUUUCAACAGAUGUCAUUGCCAGUCUGUUUAGAAAAGGAUUGAGUGAUAGAGCUUUGGAGAUUGUUAGAUUGCUCUAUGAUAAUGGAUAUUAUGUGAAAAUGGAGAAGUUGGCUGGAUCGCUCUGCCAGGGUCAGAAAUUCUUGGAAGCACGUGAGCUUUUGCUGUUUAGUUUGGAAAAGAGUCAGGAUCUGGAUGGCAAAGUUUAUGGUACAGCGAUUAGUGGCCUUUGUGUCACUGGCAACGCUCCAGAAGCAUUUGGUUUGUUUUAUGAGAUGGUAGAUAAGGGAGGUGCUAAUGUACCUUCCAAUUGCUUGGUCUCUUUGAAAGCUGCACUUGAGGAAUCAAGAAAAUGGAAAGAGGCAGAGUUUGUCUGGAAACAAAUGUAUCAUGCAAAUUCAAAGUGUUAAUUAUAAUGGAGUUCUUUUUACA
This is a messenger RNA of Elaeis guineensis (African oil palm), 2248 nucleotides long. Its product is annotated as pentatricopeptide repeat-containing protein At1g02060, chloroplastic. Lineage: Eukaryota; Viridiplantae; Streptophyta; Magnoliopsida; Arecales; Arecaceae. The record is from RefSeq and is a predicted model, not a curated record. Gene Ontology annotation, molecular function: protein binding.